This is a messenger RNA of Gigantopelta aegis, 2083 nucleotides long. RefSeq lists its product as uncharacterized. The record is from RefSeq and is a predicted model, not a curated record. The coding region runs from base 265 to 822 and encodes 185 amino acids. The transcript is spliced from 3 exons. Gene Ontology annotation, cellular component: membrane. Lineage: Eukaryota; Metazoa; Mollusca; Gastropoda; Neomphalida; Peltospiridae.
CCAAAAAAACCUAUCGCGCCAGUCUCGUGCCAAUAUUACACUAGUUAGACAUUAAAAUUGUUAUGACAUGAGUAAUAGGCCUAUCUUACACUGGUGUGCAAUUUAUAUGUUCUCACCAUGUUACUAGAUUCAUCUUUUUUGGCUGGAGCAACAACAUUUUCCCUAAAUAUGCAUAUGAUAGUAUUAAAUAUUGCUGCUUUCAUAUGACGUCAUAAUGUCAUUAAAGAUUCGAGUUUAUAACGAGCCCACAUUCCAUUUUCAAAGAUGAGUCUCAAAGAAAGCUUUGUGGGCGUUUCGUCGGUAAAGAAAAUUGCCUUCGUCAUUUUGCUAUUUGCUCAAAUGUCCAACUGGAUAGCCUUUACCACUGCCGAUUGGGGUAGACAAAGUAAUAGUUUUGAAUGGAACAACCUAUUCACUGGAAUCGGUUUAUGGAGAUCAUGCUCAAACGGCGCAGACACUGCUGUAGUGCCAUGCCAAAUGCUGGAUGGAACAAGAAACGACUUGUAUGCUUCCAUACAGGCUUUUGCCACAUUCGGUUUUGUUGGCAUCAACUUGGCGUUCUUUAUCCUCUUACUGCAAAUUUUCUUUGACAAGUGUAAAUCUGUUAGCGACACUGUCAACGGCGUCAUUUGUUUCCUUGCGACGGGAUGCUAUUUGAUAGCAGUGAUACAAUUUGGUGUUUAUUUUGACACCAGCUUCAUAAAUAAAAGGUUCGGCUUUUCCUUCAGUUUUGCGAUCGUCGCAUUCAUCCUGUCAAUGAUUGCAGGCAUACUAUUCAUCAAGGACAACAUCAAACUUGAUAAAAAGAAACCCCAAACUUAAAAAUGAGUCGAAAGCAAAACUGUCGAAGGCAGGCAGUGAAAAAUGCAAACAAAAAGUGUUAAGGGCAUUCAAAUAUUACGUAAGGCUCGAGGGGUGGGUGUAUAUCCAAACAUUAUAUAGCAUUACAGAGGGUGGGUGGGUGUACUAUAUAUAUAUAUAUAGUUGUGGGGUUUUGUUGUUGUUGUUGUUGUUUCAUAAACGCUCUGUUACGGCGACUGUUUAAUGUAGCUAGUUAUAUUAAUGAUUAUAAAUCGAGCUGAAAUGCGUAUCUGCGCUUUCCCAAAUCACAAAACAGCACAUUAAAAUUAUAUUACACAGAUAGCAUGACUUGUUUGUGAAUGGGAGGGGUGAGGUCUCCAAGCGUUACGUAAUAUUUUGGGCGUGUAUGCUCUAACGUUACAGGGAGAGGGAGGGGUGUCUACUUUUGACAGAAAUAGCGUUACGUAAUAUUUGAACGGCGCCUAAACUUAAUGUACAAGUGACAUUUUAUGUCUAGCUUAAGAAGACCCUAAUGCUACAGUCACAUGUCCACCGAUUCGGGAUAAGACGCCUGUACGGGCCCAAAUUUCGGAGGGAAUUUGCAAAAUCUCACGGCGGCCGCAAGGGUGCCGUGGCUAUCCUGCGGGCGCCUUGGCGUUCUUUCCUCGCCGUAGGGCGCAUCGGAAGCUUUUAACGCGGAGUUAAAAGUUCCCGAUGUGUCGUAGAAAUUUGUAUUGGCCGUAAACCCGUAGACACGUUGUAUACAGCAUCGCACGGACCCAGUACGGCUCCCGCAACAUUCGUACGGAUGCCGUACGAUUUUGAGAUUGAAUUUCGGGCCACUAAAAUCGUACGGCACCCGUACGAUUUCCAAGAUCAUCGUACGAGUAUCUUACGAUGUCCGUGCGAGUCCCUCACGAGCCCCAUACGAUGUGAAAAAUCGAACAGGUAUCUCACGGCACCCGUCCGACUGCCGUGCGGCGUCCGUAGGAUUAUCCUGCGGUAUCCUUGCAGCUUCAAAGGGUACUGCGCGGGCCUCGCUGAAUAUGUGACUGCUACGCACGGAUGUCGCAGACCCCUGCGAUACCCUCGAUUUCCCCAAAUCAUAGAAAUCCGCCGUAGGUAGGGAAAUCCGUACGGGGCCCGGUGGAUAUGUGACUGUAACAUAUAUUAAUGUCUCUUUAAAAACAUUCUAAGUAUCCCCCUUGUUAAUUUAAGACAGCCAUGGUCCUGUUAAUUCAUAUUGUGGCCUAGAAUUAAAAUGCUAGUUCAUUGACUACAA